CAGCGUCCCCCGGGGCAUGGACCCCGCGCUCUACCCGCGCUAGGCUACUCGCAGCGCCCUGCACGCGACCGCCUCUAGCCCGCGACCUACCCAGCCGGACAAAAGGAGCGGCAUCCCUGCGCUGCCCAGCCCAGCCCCGGGAGGCAGCCGGGCUCCGGGCUGGUCCCCAUCUCAUUCUCCGCUCCAAACUUUGCGUUAGUUGAGAGACUGCAAAAGGCUGAUGAGGCACCAGAGAGGAAGUCCUCUGCCUGCUGUUGAGGAGUAAGCACAGUGCUUAGGAGCUUAGGGCAAAGAGCAAAGCAACGAGCAAACAAGGGGGAAAAUGAUUGCCUGGGAAGUGGUCCACACAGUAUUCCUUGUGGCUCUUCUUCGUUCCUCCCUAGCUGGAGAUGGGACCCCCGAGUUGGAGAGCAGGGAUGAGGAGAUUCCGGAGGGGGCAUCCACGUUGGCUUUUGUGUUUGAUGUGACUGGCUCCAUGUAUGAUGAUUUAGUUCAGGUUAUUGAAGGGGCUUCCAAAAUUUUGGAGACGUCUUUGAAAAGACCUAAGAGACCUCUUUACAACUUUGCUUUGGUGCCCUUCCACGAUCCAGAAAUUGGUCCAGUGACAAUUACCACAGAUCCCAAAAAGUUUCAAUAUGAACUCAGAGAACUCUAUGUUCAGGUGAGUGAAAUGGAAAACCGUGUAUCUUUGGCUGACUUUCCUCACUUUUAA
Messenger RNA from Microtus ochrogaster (prairie vole), 712 nucleotides. It is a transcript of the gene Hmcn1, whose product is annotated as hemicentin-1-like. Gene Ontology annotation, molecular function: calcium ion binding; axon guidance receptor activity. The coding region runs from base 323 to 712 and encodes 129 amino acids. Gene Ontology annotation, cellular component: plasma membrane; axon; neuronal cell body. Gene Ontology annotation, biological process: homophilic cell-cell adhesion; synapse organization. The transcript has 2 exons. The record is from RefSeq and is a predicted model, not a curated record. Lineage: Eukaryota; Metazoa; Chordata; Mammalia; Rodentia; Cricetidae.